AUGCCCUUUGGUCUUACCACGGCCCCCUUGGUUUUUACCAAGCUGCUUCAGGUGGUUGUGGGCUAUUUACACAGUCGCGGGGUAGAUAUCCAUAUUUAUUUCGACGACUCCCUGAUGCUGCAUCUAGAUCCAGAGUCUCCGAGUUGCAGCAUCAGGUCAGUCUUGACUACCCUUCUUCGCCUGGGCUUUAUCCCUUCUCGAGAGAAAUCCGAGGUUUUACCCUCACAGGACUUUGUGUUCCUGGGAAACCGUUUCCUUACGGAUCUCGGCUUCGUUGUUCCACCUCAGUCCAAGUUCCAGAAGGCCAAGGAAUUGGUUCUUCUGCUCAACAGUUUGGACUCUAUUCAGUUCAGGUGGUUUCGGAGGCUUCUCGGAUUUCUCAACUCCCUUUCGGAUGUUGUCCCUCUGGGUCGGCUCCAUAUUCGACCUCUUCAGAUGUACCUACUGUCCAAAUGGAAACCGGCCUCUCAGUGGGAUGUUCACAUUUCCUUGGACAAUUCAGUGAAGGCGUCAGCAAUGUGGUGGGCCUUGGAGAGCAAUGUCCUGAGGGGCGUCUCUCUUCGGAGAUCACCCCCUACAGCUUCCCUGUAUACGGACGCAUCUGUGAUGGGUUGGGGGGCCUACCUCGACGGUCAUUGUCGUUCGGGUGUCUGGCAGGGAGAUCAACUCCAGGAGCAUAUCAAUGUGCUGGAGAUGAGGGCAGUUCUGCUGGCUAUUCAGUCUCUGCGUCUGUUGCUUCAGGAUCAGUCCAUCUGUCUGGCUACAGACAAUGCCACAGUAGUAGCUUAUCUGGAGAGUCAGGGAGGGACAAGGUCUCACAAAAUUUGA
This is a messenger RNA of Ylistrum balloti, 828 nucleotides long. RefSeq lists its product as uncharacterized. Lineage: Eukaryota; Metazoa; Mollusca; Bivalvia; Pectinida; Pectinidae. The transcript has a single exon. The record is from RefSeq and is a predicted model, not a curated record. The coding region runs from base 1 to 828 and encodes 275 amino acids.